Moneuplotes crassus is the source of this 3103-nucleotide messenger RNA. The record is from the annotation of a GenBank genome assembly. NCBI's taxonomy places the organism in Eukaryota, Ciliophora, Spirotrichea, Euplotida, Euplotidae.
AGAAAAGAUAUAUGUUUUCAUGACUUCUGCUUUCAUUCUGGUUGAAUCCCAUACUCACUGCCCAAUAUAAUUACAAGUUUGCAGGACUGAGUGGGAGUCCGACAUCAUUUACUGAAGAAGGCUCAGCCCCAGGAGCUCCAAUUUUCACCAUGGAACCGACUGCUCAACCAACACUCAUAGAUCAAGGAAUAUUCUUUCCUUCAAGCAAGUAAGCUUAGAGACAAUAUUUAGAUACCUCAACAUUGACCGCGCUUUUCAAGCUCCUGCAUCUAAAUUUUCAUUCCAGUAUUGGAUCUACAUCUUUACAUAUGAUCGAUUCGCCCUAUUCCAAGGAACUAUUAAUGACAAUGGAGUCUUGGAAGGAAUCCUGUUUGAUACAAUAAAGUCUGGAACAAAUCUGAAAGUUUAUUCAAGAUACCAAAGUAGUGGAAAUUAUUGCCAACCAAUGAAAAAAGGAUGGAAUAGAGUCAGAAUAAGCAGUAAUAAUGGAUUUUUGAAUUCAAAGCUAUACAACUCUUUAAGUGCGGAAAAAUCAGCCACGACUUAUACCUACCCUUUUAAUUAUUCUCUGCUUUACAAACUUGGGUCGACAGCAUCCACUUCCAAUAGCUUUAUAUUGUACAGUUUUUGAUUCACUGAUGAUGAUUCUGUCGUUACAUUGUCUACAUCAUCUCUCUAUCCUAACAGCUUAAAUACUUGUGGAGACGGGACAAUUCAGUCAGGGAGUUUUGAGGAAUGAGAUGAUGGUAAUUUUGUGGCUGGAGAUGGUUGAAAUGAAGGCUGCAUGUUUGAGUCAGGUUCAUGAUCUCAAACCCCUACUAUAUGAUUUGAAGAAUGUGGAGAUGGUAGAAGAUUCAAUACAUUGUCAACUUAUUGAGAUGAUGGCGGAAAGGUCUCAGGAGAUGGCUGCUCAAGUACUUGUUCAGUUGAGACUGGUUAUGAAUGAACUAAUGGAGAUUCCACAACUCCAGACACUUGAUCUUUAAUCUGAGGGGAUGGAAUAAAGGUUUCAACUGAAGACUGAGACGAUGGCAACAAAAUUUCUGGAGAUGGAUGAAGCGACGCUUGACAGCAAGAAACAGGAUGGUUUUGUACAGGUGGAAACUUAUCUGGAAGUGAUUCUUGAGCUGAGGAAUGAGGAGAUGGCAUCAAAACUGUAUCUGAAACUUGAGAUGAUCAAAAUACUAAUUCAGGAGAUGGCUGAAGCAAUACCUGUCAGCAAGAAGUUGGCUGGACAUGAACUGGUGGAAGUCUUUCAAGCAAAGACACUUGUACUGAAGAUUGUGGAGACGGAAAGAGAUUCAAUUCUUUAACAACAUAUUGAGAUGACAAUAAUACUGAUGAUGGAGAUGGCUGAUCUUCUACUUGACAAGUUGAAACUGGAUAUAGUUGUCAAGGAGGAUCUCCUACUCAAAAAGAUGACUGUGGACCGAAUUGUGGCGAUGGAUUUAUUUAUGAAGAUGAGCAAUGAGAUGAUUCAAACUCUUACUCUGGAGAUGGUUGAAGUGACUCUUGAAAUGUUGAAGAUAAGUGGGUAUGUGAAGGAGGAAGCCAAACUUCUCAAAGCACUUGCAGACUCAAGUGAAUAAUUGAGAACUGUCAAACAUGUGACUCACAAAACAACACGAUAUGAGUCACUUGUAUUGAUGGUUAUGGGCUUAACAAAGACUUUACUUGACGCUAUGUUCAAGUUUCUGAGUCUGCUCAGGCGAUGUCAUCUGGCUCAGCUGCAAUGACUGGAAUCGGGUCUUUGGUUGGACUCAUAGUUUCACUGAUGAACCUUUCUGCUCCAAUGGCUCUCUGGGCAAUGGCAAACCAAGUACAACUGAUGCUGUUACUUCUGCUGACGAAGAGUUCUCUUCCAUAUGAUAUUGUUGGAUACAUUACAACUAAUGGGUUUUUCUCAUUCAACAUGAAGUUUCUACCGAUAAAAUCUAACAUAAUAUCAGAAGUACCUUUAGAAUGGAUGAGUAAGACCCAAAGCAGCAUUGAACUUGAAGACAUGGGACUAGAAUCUGGUAGUUCUUUUAACAACAACUUCGGAUUGGUUUUUAUAGUCUUAAUUCUAAUCUUCUUACAUUUACUAUUGACUUGAUGCCCAAGAGAAGAAAAAUACUUGAAUGACGAUCUAAGACACAAAGUUGCAAAAAUUUUCAAAUAUGUAUGGAGAUUUUUCACUUUUGGAAUUUAUAUCAGACUCUUGUUAGAAGCUUACCAAUUUAUUUAUAUUUCAUCAAUUAGUGAACUCAAAAGAAUUGAUCAUUACGACCUCCAAGUUAUUAGUUCUGGAAUUUUUGCUGUGUUUGUAAUAAUAUGCUGAAUUAUAUUCUUAAUAUUGGCUUCCAUACAAAUUUGCAAAGAGGAAAAGAUGGAUCACCAUGACAAAUUUGGUGAAUUUACUGCAGGUCUUAGAGAAACAAAGCACAGUAAAGUUUACACACCAUUUCUGAUUCUGAGAAGACUUUUGUUCUGCACAUUCCUUGUACUUUUUAGUAAGUCUGGAUGCAUUACUUUGGUUGGGUUCAUGCUAUCCAUCCAGAUUCUUUAUGCACUUCACUUAUUCUAUCUGAGGCCAAUGGAAAACAAGCUGAAUAACUUGGUAGAGUGAAUGAACGAAGCUUUUUACAUAUUCUUUGUCGCCUUCCUUUUGAAGUAUAACUCGAAACAAGCCUGGAAGGGGUUGCCGACAAGUGUAUACUUAUGGACGAUGAUGAUGAACUCAACAAUAGUGGUUUGAACUAUCUUAGUCACCAAUAUAUUUAUCUGUUGCAAAUAAAUGAUGCAGAAACAACAAAAAGAAAAUAGUAGAAAAGGUUGAGAUCUCACAAUUUCCGAGGGCUCAGCAAAGAUCCCUUGGAAAAUUUGCUGAGAGAAAUCUUAAUGCCAGUGAUAUCUCUCUUAGUAAAGUCUCUAGCCAGGUUACUACCAAGCUUGUGAACUUCAAGAACAACGGACAAGGGAUAUCUUUAAAUAUGGAUGCAGUGAAGAGGAUGAAAGAUAGGAACAAAGUUGUCCCUAUCAAUGACUAAUUGCAAGCUCCAUCCCAAUACUAACUUAUUUGCCACUGCGCUAAUGAAUUUGGGUUUUAAACAGUCUCAAUAUC